Molecule: messenger RNA, 1024 nt
Organism: Manihot esculenta (cassava)
Lineage: Eukaryota; Viridiplantae; Streptophyta; Magnoliopsida; Malpighiales; Euphorbiaceae
Product: pentatricopeptide repeat-containing protein At1g62930, chloroplastic-like
Exons: 3
Coding region: 84-689 (201 amino acids)
Molecular function (GO): protein binding
Source: RefSeq, a predicted model, not a curated record
GCAAAUUGAUAAGGCUAGAAAGGUAUUUGAUCUGAUGGUGACCAAUGAAAUAGCUGACAUUUUUAGCUACAGCAUUUUGAUCAAUGGAUAUUGGUAUGUUUCAAGCAGGGAGGCCCCAAACUGCACAGGAGCUCUUUAAGAAUAUGUGCUCUCAUGGUCAACAGCCAAAUAUAGUAACCUUCUCAAUUAUGAUUAAUGGCUUGUGUAGGCAGGGUAAUCUGGAUGAAGCACUCACCCUAUUGAAAGAAAUGGAGGAAAGUCAGUUGAAGCCUGAUCUUGUGACCUAUUGCAUUCUGAUCAAUGGUAUGUGCAAAGUUGGGAAGAUUAAUGAUGCCAAGGAACUUUUUUCUAGUCUUUUUGAAAUUGGUUUACAACCUGAUGUUUAUGUAUAUAAUGCAAUUAUGAAAGGACUCUGCCAACAAGGAUUAAUGGACGAAGCGUAUAAGAUUUUUAGAGACAUGGAAAAGGGAGGAUGUUUACCGAAUAAUUUUUCUUAUAAUAUCAUCAUUCAAGGGUUUCUCAGGCAUGAGGAUUUACCAAAAGCAUCAGAACUAAUCAACGAAAUGGUUGAUAAGGGGUUCUCUGCUGAUGAUGCUACCACAGAAUUGGUAGUACAUUUGUCGCAGAAUAAUGAUCUCAUUCUAAGCAAACUACGAAAUCGUUCUGAGGCUUCUAAAGCUGUGCAAUGAGGGAUCAGCAAACUAAAGUUAUAUCUUGACCAUUCAAUGGUGUCUUGGAGAGAAACUUGGUACAUCUGAGCUUGAGCAUGGUGCAGUAUCUCUUCCACCAGUCCACAGGGUCUUUUCCCGCAUGCCUGAGAUGAAGAUGGAUUAAAUGAGCAAUCGAGGAUUUUUGUUGAUUACUUGUUGUACAGAUUUUGGGUUACUAUUUGUUUUGGCAUUUACUACAAAAAUAUGCUUUUAAUUAUACAUUUUUUGUGGUUGUACUAGAUUAUUUAUGUUCAAUUUUAAGUUCAAAAGACUUUUCUUUUUAUUGUAAUUGAAUACAUUAGAUUUGUGGUUGA